Molecule: messenger RNA, 1165 nt
Organism: Scatophagus argus
Lineage: Eukaryota; Metazoa; Chordata; Actinopteri; Scatophagidae
Product: interactor protein for cytohesin exchange factors 1
Exons: 9
Coding region: 275-1060 (261 amino acids)
Molecular function (GO): GTPase activator activity
Source: RefSeq, a predicted model, not a curated record
UGUGUGUGUGUGUGUGUGUGAUGAGGACAGUAGUACAAUUGCUCAUUUCAAAAUUGGACAUGUGAAAUGAAUGUAAGAUCAACUGUUGGUGUGAACAACUGGGACUUUUGUGAAUCCAGUAAAUGGAGAAGUGAGUAAAUUGUACCACUGAGUGAUACUGCUCUCAGGCCGCAUGAAGAGGAAGUCACAUCACGCACACGCACACAAACACACACACAGGUAGACUGAAUUAACAACUGUCAGUCACCUUGUGAAAUCACCACUGAGGGCCAACAUGUCUAUUGAUGGGACUAAGCUGUUGUUUGAGGGCUUCCUGCAGAAAAGAAAAGAUACUAUGAAAAUGAGGUGGGUGACGUAUUGGUUCAGACUUCAAAAUACAACUUUGUUCUUUUAUACGAAGAAGAAUGGCAGCGCUUCACACUUGAAGGGCAAUUACUAUAUUUACACAGUGCAGUCAGUGCGAGAGGUCCAGACGGCUGGCAGCAAACGCUUCAUGUUUGAGAUUAUCAUGACCAAUGGAAAGAGAAAACUGCUGGCAGCAGAGACAGCAGCUCUCAGACAAGAGUGGGUAGGACACCUAUGGCAAGCCAUGCAUCUUUCUACCUCUCGGGUCUCAAACUCACACCUUGAAGCGUAUGAGCAGCGAGAGAGAGAGGACAGCAGCUCACCCACGUGCUCGCACAGCGUCAGUGUGACGGAGUCGCUGCCUGCUCGGCCCCUCUCUGCCCUCACAGGCCACGAGAUCAGGAGCGUCGAUUCACACAUCUUCUCGUCUGAGGAGCUAAAUAGUGCGGACAUUCCCAUCAGUCCUCAGUGGUCCAGUGGGUUGAGCAAAGAAGGAGAUUAUGACGUUUUACCAGCUAGAAGAAAGAUAUGUGACAUCAGUGACAUCAGAGACUCGGACGAGGGCGUGUAUGACUUUCCUCUCUCUUACAAGAGGGCUGCUGAAUAUCCGGACCCCACGGAGAGCAUCUAUGAUGUACCGAGCUCUCUUUUGAGGACAAUGUCUGAUUGGACUUUAGAGGAGCAGCAGGAGGACAGAUCCUACUGGAUGAUAUGAGGUCCGGUUUGAAAGACAGACCGGAUGACAGCAGCAUCCCGACGCCCAGCCCAAAAAAACAUCCAACUGUUUGUGCCUGAUAUCUGUAGCUUUGUUCUUGACAGG